CUCCAACAAUGCCCGAGAAGCGUUUCCAAGCAAAGGGUGGCCGCCGCACCAAGCAGCCCGUACGCCUUUACUCCAAGGGUGUGCUCAUGGGACCCAAGCGUUCCAAGUGCAACACUCACAUGAACCAGGCUCUUGUGAAGAUCGAGGGUGUUCACUGCACUGAGGAUGUCGAUUUCUACCUCGGCAAGCGCAUCGCCUACGUUUUCAAGACUAAUACAGUCAAGAACGGUUCCAAGUUCCGAUGCAUGUGGGGCAAGGUUAUGCGCGCUCACGGUAACGCUGGCACCGUUCGUUGCAACUUCAAGAAGAACCUCCCUCCUAAGGCCUACGGCUCUAUGGUCCGUGUCAUGCUCUACCCCUCUCGCGUCUAAGUUGAUGAUGAUGACGGCAAUAUAGUUGUGUAACACAUCACAACUACACUCACUUGAUAAGGAGGAGGAGACACUUUGAUGGACUAGGAGGAGACUUGGAAACGG
Perkinsus marinus ATCC 50983 is the source of this 476-nucleotide messenger RNA. Its product is annotated as 60S ribosomal protein L35a, putative. The record is from RefSeq and is a predicted model, not a curated record. Gene Ontology annotation, biological process: ribosomal large subunit biogenesis; cytoplasmic translation. Gene Ontology annotation, cellular component: ribosome; cytosolic large ribosomal subunit. The transcript is spliced from 3 exons. Lineage: Eukaryota; Perkinsozoa; Perkinsida; Perkinsidae. Gene Ontology annotation, molecular function: structural constituent of ribosome. The coding region runs from base 9 to 371 and encodes 120 amino acids.